UGUGCAGGAUGGAGAAAAGUUGUCCGAGUCCAUCAUGAAGACUGUCCUGGCCUUGUCUACAGUGUAUUACUGGCUGCCUAAGAGCCAAGGUGUUUGCAUGCGGCGUCAGGUCAGAGAUGCCACCGUGGAGGUUCUGGAGGGCAUCACGCAGCUGCUGGAGGUCAUACUGAGCUCGCCCCUGCAGAGUCUGUCCCAAGAGCAGCUGACGUCAACAGGAAGCGUGUGGUCGGCUUGUGACCGGUUCACUCAGCUGGCGAAAGGUCAGUCGGAUUAAAAGUACAGAAAAAAGACGAGUCGGUGUGUUGCCGUGACAACCACUCACCUGUUCCUGAAGCCUUAGCGCAGGAGUGUCAAACUCAUUUUGGUUCACGGGUUGCACGCGUGCAACCCGUUUAGCUGUCGGUGUGGGCCGCACCGGUA
This is a messenger RNA of Cynoglossus semilaevis (tongue sole), 420 nucleotides long. Its product is annotated as cyclin-D1-binding protein 1 homolog. The record is from RefSeq and is a predicted model, not a curated record. The coding region runs from base 35 to 274 and encodes 79 amino acids. Lineage: Eukaryota; Metazoa; Chordata; Actinopteri; Pleuronectiformes; Cynoglossidae. Gene Ontology annotation, cellular component: nucleus. The transcript has 3 exons.